Serpula lacrymans var. lacrymans S7.9 is the source of this 258-nucleotide messenger RNA. RefSeq lists its product as uncharacterized. Gene Ontology annotation, biological process: double-strand break repair via homologous recombination; meiotic joint molecule formation; meiotic DNA recombinase assembly involved in reciprocal meiotic recombination. NCBI's taxonomy places the organism in Eukaryota, Fungi, Basidiomycota, Agaricomycetes, Boletales, Serpulaceae. The transcript is spliced from 5 exons. Gene Ontology annotation, cellular component: Swi5-Sfr1 complex; Swi5-Swi2 complex. Bases 1 to 258 code for a protein of 85 amino acids. The record is from RefSeq and is a predicted model, not a curated record.
AUGCACGCGUCCACCUCAGCAAAGAACCAGGAAAUAUAUGUUUCAAAGCUGCAAGCGCAAGUUGACGAACUGCAACAGGUCCUUGGAGAAAACGAAGACGCAGAAAAGAUUGUUUCGAAACACAUCAAGCUAUUGCAUAGAUACAAUGAAGCCAAGGACGCCACGCAGAUCUUGAUUGGAAGGCUUGCAGCUCUGAAAAGAACUACUGUUCGGCAGAUUCACCUUGACUACGAGUUACUGGACGACGACAACAAAUAA